This is a messenger RNA of Kluyveromyces lactis, 573 nucleotides long. RefSeq names its product Emc10p (gene EMC10). The record is from RefSeq and is a predicted model, not a curated record. The transcript has a single exon. The coding region runs from base 1 to 573 and encodes 190 amino acids. Lineage: Eukaryota; Fungi; Ascomycota; Saccharomycetes; Saccharomycetales; Saccharomycetaceae.
AUGCUAAAAAUGAUUCAAUUGUUACUAAUACUUCUGUUUCACUUGCGUGCGGUAGUGGCAUCUCUACAAGGUACUGGUGAUCUUUACUUAUUGAACAAUUUGAAUGAAAGGUACAGCCUGGCAACUUUCGAAGCUGGUGAUGAGGUAGGUAUUAACCUGGCUGUGACAGCCAAUCGAAUUACAGACGGUGAAUAUAAAGUUUGUGGGACUUUUCAAGAUUAUUACGAUGAGUGUUUCUCUUUCAUCCAUAUAAAGCAACCAUUGUCAUACGAACUGGAGCUGGUGGUACUUGAUGAUAAACUAGUUCGUAUGUCGAUUCAUGCAGAUGAUAGUAUUGAUGGCAUCGUACCACUGAUAAAGGAGGUUGGAAAUGGUCCCAUACCGGAAAGUAUCAAGUUGAAGAAAAGAACUCUGACUUACGAGGCAAAGAAAAAAGCUCAGAGAAAGGAUACAGGGACCGCUGCAUUUGAAGAAGAUGUUGUAGAGAACAAAACGUUUCUUCAGAAAAACUGGAAGUACGUUGUCAUAGGGCUACUCGCCUAUGUCUUUUUAUCCAGUGGAUCACAGAAAUAA